AUGAAAAUCUUAUUUGAAAAUUUAGAGUGUUAUAGUGUUCGUCGGAUCCCCCAUGUUUUAUUCGUCGUUGGAGAGGAAUCUAGUCGUGCGGGCCUGAAAGUUGAGAUUGUCGUUGGGACAUAUGACCCUGGUGCUAGUGAUUCUCGUUCCAAUUAUACUACCGACAUGAACCCGACCAUUGACGACUUUGUGAUGCUCGAUUAUGUAUCAAUGCUUGGUAUUGGUUGUCUUGACAUUGAAGGUCUGAAGCAUAUGUGCACUUUCGAUGAUGAGGAUAUUGCUGUUGCACCUGGUGGUGAUGGUGGAGCUGGUGGUGCAGUUGUUUCAGGAGGCCAAGGUCUUGAUGGUGUUGGGCCUAGAAAUGUUCAAGUGGGUUGA
Molecule: messenger RNA, 378 nt
Organism: Lactuca virosa
Lineage: Eukaryota; Viridiplantae; Streptophyta; Magnoliopsida; Asterales; Asteraceae
Source: the annotation of a GenBank genome assembly